Brugia malayi is the source of this 288-nucleotide messenger RNA. RefSeq lists its product as uncharacterized. The coding region runs from base 1 to 288 and encodes 95 amino acids. Lineage: Eukaryota; Metazoa; Nematoda; Chromadorea; Rhabditida; Onchocercidae. The transcript is spliced from 3 exons. The record is from RefSeq and is a predicted model, not a curated record.
AUGUCAACUACCAGAAUAAUCUUUAUAAUAAUUUCGAUAGUUUUUGUUACUUCAGCACUUCCAACAGAUACGAAACGAGAAAAGCUGGAGAAAAUAGGGCCGUGUGUGAACAAUCUCUGCCCUGUUGAGUAUAAAUGCAUAAGUAACGAGUGCAUCAAGAACCAAACUCCCUCUGAGAAUCUUACAAAAGGAAGAAAUGUCGGCCCGUGCAUCAACGGCCUGUGUCCGGAAGAGCACACUUGCUACAAUGAUCUUUGUUAUAAUACUAACAUGUCAGUUAAUGUGUAG